CCCCGCCGCGCAGCGACCGCCGCCCCCGGCCGCCAGCCCGCGCCGCGCCGCGCAGCCAUGGGAUGGGGUCGCGGAGCGCCGCCGCCGCCCGGCGCUAGCCCGGCACCAUGAGCCGCUGGCCGCCGUGCCAGGCCGGCCCCAACGGCACGGAGCCCGGCGCGCUGCGCCCGCGGGGCAACGGCACGGGGCGGGCGGCGGAGGGCUGCGGCGCCGUGUCCGUGGCCUUCCCGCUGACCAUGAUGAUCACGGGCGUGGUGGGCAACGCGCUGGCCAUGGGGCUGGUGUCGCGCCGCUACCGCACCAAGCAGAACCGGCGCAAGCGCUCCUUCCUGCUCUGCAUCGGCUCCCUGGCCCUCACCGACCUGGCGGGGCAGCUGCUCACCAGCCCCAUCGUCAUCUCCGUCUACCUGUCCAACCGGGCCUGGGCCGCCCUGGACCCCUCGGGCCACCUCUGCACCUUCUUCGGCUUCAGCAUGACGGUCUUCGGGCUCUGCCCGCUCUUCAUCGCUAGCGCCAUGGCCGUGGAGAGGGCCCUGGCCAUCCGCGCGCCCCACUGGUACGCCAGCCACAUGAAGACGCGGGUGACGCGCCUGGUGCUGCUGGGCAUCUGGCUGGUCGUGGUCGUCUUCGCCCUGCUGCCCGUGGCCGGCCUGGGGCACUACACGCUGCAGUGGCCCGGCACCUGGUGCUUCAUCAGCACCGGCGACGACACGUUCACCGGCAGCAUCUUCUUCGCCUCCACCUUUGCUUUCCUGGGGCUCUCCUCCCUCUUCAUCACCGUGGCCUGCAACCUGGCGACCAUCGAGGCCCUGGUGUCUCGCUGCCGCACCAAGGCCACGGCCUCUCACUCCAGCAAGCAGUGGGGGCGGAUUGCCAUGGAGACGCUGAUCCAGCUCCUGGGCAUCAUGUGUGUCCUCUCCACGUGCUGGUCACCGCUGCUGAUAACGAUGUUGAAAAUGAUCUUCAGCCACACAUCUUUUGAACACUGCAAAGGAUUCUCCAGUGCAGCCCAAAGCUCAGAACUGCAGAAAGAAUGCAAUUUCUUCUUGACAGCUGUGCGCUUGGCCUCACUAAAUCAGAUACUGGAUCCAUGGGUUUACCUGCUACUGCGAAAGAUUCUCCUCCAGAAGUUCUGCCAAGCAGCCAGUGCUGUCUCCAAGUGCUCUAACAACGAAUGGAAAGAGAGAUCAAUCACAUUAUCAGAGGAAAUCAGACGGACACCAGCAUGAAGGAAUAUUGAUCAAUUUGCAUGAAAACUAUUUUUGCCGACAAGUUUUAAAUCUUACUGUGAAAUGGGGUAUCUAUAGCAUGUUAAUGUCUGCAUAAUAGCUGAAAAUGGUAUUACCGAGUGGACUUAGAGUGCCAAAUAAUUAUAUAGCCUAUGUGCCAAAAAUUCUCAAGCAUAGACAAAGAAAUUGGUUUUGUUGCUAAAUUCUGUUGUCAUUGCAAUUCAUAACUGAGCUGCAGAACAUUACUUUUUGUGUGCCUAAAAUAUAUUUUGGAAGGAUUUUUCUUGCAUUAAGGGAGAAGAAGUGAUUUUUCGUAUCAGGAGACACUUGGAACAUAGUUUCAACAGUUAAAUUACUAAAGAGACCUACUCCUAUAUAUAAUCUUAAUGCUAAGAGGUGGGGGGGGUAGAAAGGGUCAAAAAUACAAUAAUUAAAGGAAGACAAAAUUAGGAGAUUUCCUCUGGAUUUCAAUGGCUUAAAACUGAAAAGGCUGUGCUGAAGCAAUGAUGGUAUUGUUCUUUCAAGAGGUGAAAGUACUAUGAGUCUUAUGACACAUGGACUUGCCCUGAUAAAUGCUCAUUUUGUGUGAGUACUAAAGUAAGCUCAUCUGCUGAGUUGGAUGUAGCAUUAGGACAAAGAGUACAAGUAAGAAAUCUAUGAUUUUUUUUUCAAUAGCAGCCUGUGAAAUACUCAGGCAUAACAGGAACUGCUGUUAGCAAAGCACACUAUAAAACUACUUUGAGCAGAUGGAGAGAGUGAUAAAGAGGUUGUAAGAGACAGUAAAUGCUCUUCCUCCUGUAAAUUAUUGGCAAAGGCUUGCAAAGCGAAAAAUACUAUUUUCAUAUGGGUAGUUUUAUUUGGAAAUGCAUAUGCCCAGGAAUAAAAUGAACAAUGAAUGAUUCUUAAGUAAUGGGGAUGCCACUCAAAACUUCUUCAUUACUAAAAUACCCUACAAAGUGGCCAAAAUACUUCCUGAGAGCAACAGAUCUCUUUCUUAUCUCCCCCCAAAAGAUGAAUUUGAGAGGUAUGGCCGCCUGGGGAAUUUUAAAAAUAAAAUAGACUGGAAGAGCUGGGUAGCAGUAUGUCCUUUAGUCAGGAGUCAUUACCUUUCUGCCAGGUAACUUUCAGGUUUGAUUAAAAAAUGAUUUCUAAUCCAUGUGUAUCAUAUCAAAAGUUUGUUUUUAUAUAAGAACUACAUUUUUCUUCCCAUUUCCUUUACCCUUUUAUAGCCUCAAACAUCUCCCAUUUCAUGGCCUUUUGGGUAAAUUAGAUGCAAAUACAAUAAAAUACAAUAUACUGUGUAGUUUUAUACCAUAUAUUAUAUGCCAUAUAAUAUCAAAUUCAGGGACCUUAAAGGCAAAUAUAAUCCUGCAACUGCUAGGAAUUUCUUGCAUAGAACCUAUAUUUUUACUUCUCUUCCUUUUUUUAUAAAAGUAACUACUCAAAAGAGAUGGCUACUCACUUUUCCUGUUCUGCUCCUGAGUUAUCUAAUUGCUUAUCUUCAUAACAGUUAAAAGAAAAAUAAUUUGGCAGCAGAAUCCACUGUCUGUAUAGGUCUAAUUAUAUCUUGGGGUUUACUGUGACCUAAAAGCUAAUGCUUUUUCUUAAUUUAAGAACCAGCCUAAAACCACAGUGAGGCACUUUGACAUUUUGUAAGCUACUGCCUUUAUUUUAUAAAUACUCAUCAUCCACUUCAGUUUAAUGGCAAUAUAAAAUAAAUUGCUUUUUCAGUUACGAAUCUUCUGAGUGAGGAAGCAGUGAGUGAAGCCUGCCGUUAUCAGCGACAGGUAGGCUACGCUGCUGGUGUCCCGGCGGGGUGCCAGGCUGCUGCGACUCAGUCGCUCCAUGUACCUGGGCCAGUCUCAUCAGCUGCUGGAGCGUUUCGGCACUCCGCCUCAGCGUGCACUCUAAUUCUCCUCCAUCUGAACACAGCAUGUCAUUCUGAUCUUAAAAUGCUGAUGCAACAAAGGGCAAGGCUGGUUUCUACAGCAAAAACCAGAAGUGCCACGUGCAGCCUGCAGCAUUUGCACCCCAGCAGCGAGGAGGAAUCUGGCUGGCCGUGCCUUUGAGAUGGUGGGAGCUGCGCUGGGAGCUAUGCACCCUGGGGAGCCGCUGCUGCUGCACCGUGUGUGGGCAGGCGGUGAGCCUAACCGCCCCUGCCUGCAUGUGGACAGUACUGCUAGCCUUUAGCUCAUUUACUGAUGCGCACUUUGGGAAACACAGUGAAAUGUGUAUUAUAAAAUAAAAAUUUUACUCAUUCUCUUUGAAAAAGUGCCUUGCAUGAUUUGUACUUUUUUUUUUUUUUUUAAUUAUUUUGGAAUGUAAAAAGCCUGUUCUGUCCAAAGGAUUAGUAUUGUUCAAUUUAUGUACAUUAGCUUUUUAAACCAAAUAAACAAGCUGGUCGCUUGUAAAGUAUGUCAGGAUGACCUUAAUAAUUACAGUGAUUCAGUCUUUGUGAAGAAGUUUCUGAAUAGCAGCACUUAAAUAGGAUGCAGCUCACUCCAUGGUCCCAACUGGGAUAGCUAGGAAGGAGAAGGUCUGGGAGAAAGAGUGAAUCAGUAGUCCUUUUUUAUCAGCUCUUUAUAGGGUGGCAAUAGGAAAAUUCUAGUUUUUCCUGUACGCAAACAAUGAAACACGUGGUAACGAAAGAACAGCUAAAACGUGUCAUUGCCUUAGUCAGCUGCAUAAGUGGAUCACUGUUCUGUUCUAGAUUGAAUGGACACGGGGUUGUUACUCCUGAGUGUUGGGGAUGAUUCUGCUUUAGUUUGCUUAAAAUAAUUGCCUUCCUUCAUGACUUUUCAUAGUAAAAUAGGACACAUUUUUAAAUACAGAGAAAAAGGCAAUUCUGUCUGUCUUUGGGUGCAGUCAUAUGAAGAAGAUACUUUAAAUACCAGAAAACGGGAAAGAAUAUCUUAAGUUGUUUACAGAAAAGGAGUUUAAGCACUAUUUGCCGGCCAUGACUGACAUAACAUGACAUGGCUGGAAGAACGCACUUUCAAAAAUGAAUUCAAAGAUCUUUAGCAUAAAUAAAAGUUUUUAUUUCCCAUUUAUUUGUUUGAGUGGGAAGGUGUAUUUUUGUUACAUAUCUUUAAAGAUACCUUCUAUGUGAUGUAUUUAAAUUUCAUUACAGUAGUAUUUCCAAGACUGGUUUUAAUAUGUUGUACUUCUGACAAAGAUUUUAUGGAAACAGUAGUGUAUUGAAAAACUAUUUUGAGAUCAUUGUUUGCCUUAAGAACUAGCUUGUCUGUGUAACAAAUGUGUGUUGCAUCAGUCAGAAUAAAAGUUCAGCAGAAUAA
Messenger RNA from Dromaius novaehollandiae (emu), 4525 nucleotides. It is a transcript of the gene PTGER3, whose product is annotated as prostaglandin E receptor 3. The transcript has 2 exons. The record is from RefSeq and is a predicted model, not a curated record. Lineage: Eukaryota; Metazoa; Chordata; Aves; Casuariiformes; Dromaiidae. The coding region runs from base 108 to 1229 and encodes 373 amino acids. Gene Ontology annotation, molecular function: prostaglandin E receptor activity. Gene Ontology annotation, cellular component: plasma membrane. Gene Ontology annotation, biological process: positive regulation of cytosolic calcium ion concentration; negative regulation of gastric acid secretion; phospholipase C-activating G protein-coupled receptor signaling pathway.